Molecule: messenger RNA, 794 nt
Organism: Mucor mucedo
Lineage: Eukaryota; Fungi; Mucoromycota; Mucoromycetes; Mucorales; Mucoraceae
Product: ras family-domain-containing protein
Exons: 5
Coding region: 121-738 (205 amino acids)
Molecular function (GO): GTPase activity; GTP binding
Source: RefSeq, a predicted model, not a curated record
UUUUUUGGCUGCAUAAAUAUUAGGAACUCCUACCUCAGAUGUCUUUAUUUAUAAUUUUUUGUGUUAAUCCCCGUUCAAUAAAUUCUUUUUUCUUCUAGAUUACUAUAAACUUUUUAGUCAAUGACGAGUCAAGAAUUUAGUAAUCCUUUAAGAAAGUUUAAGCUUGUCUUCCUUGGUGAACAAAGCGUUGGAAAAACCUCGCUUAUCACUCGAUUUAUGUAUGACACUUUUGACAAUACAUAUCAAGCCACUAUCGGUAUCGAUUUCUUGAGUAAAACAAUGUAUUUAGAAGAUAGAACUGUACGUCUUCAACUUUGGGAUACCGCAGGACAAGAACGAUUCAGAAGUUUGAUUCCAAGUUAUAUCCGAGAUUCUUCAGUCGCAGUGGUAGUGUAUGACAUUACAAGUCGUGUCUCAUUUCAAAAUACCUCGAAAUGGAUCGAAGAUGUACGUGCUGAGCGGGGCACCGAAGUUAUUAUUGUACUUGUAGGAAAUAAAACGGAUUUAAACGAUAGGCGGGAAGUCACAUUAGAGGAAGGUGAAAAAAAGGCAAACGACUGCAACGUCAUGUUUAUCGAAACAAGUGCAAAAGCAGGCCAUAAUGUAAAAGCAUUAUUUAGGCGUAUUGCUCAAGCAUUACCUGGGAUGGAUACAGAAGUAACUGGUGGAAAAGAGCAAAUGCAAAAAGUCGAUCUUAACACAUCUGAUAGUACGGAAUCAAGUGGUUGUGCUUGUUAAUUUUUUUUUUUUUUUUUUUUGGAAAUAAAUCGGAUGUUGGGAAUUUUUAACCACAA